This is a messenger RNA of Limanda limanda (common dab), 1376 nucleotides long. RefSeq names its product tumor protein p53 inducible protein 3 (gene tp53i3). Lineage: Eukaryota; Metazoa; Chordata; Actinopteri; Pleuronectiformes; Pleuronectidae. The transcript has 7 exons. The record is from RefSeq and is a predicted model, not a curated record. Gene Ontology annotation, molecular function: NADPH binding; quinone binding; quinone reductase (NADPH) activity. Bases 140 to 1249 code for a protein of 369 amino acids.
AGUUUGGUGGUAAGGAGGAGGAGGAGGAGGACGAUCAUGGCGCAACAAAACAAAACUUCCCACAAUCUCACUUUCUUUUCUCCCAGUUGACGAAGCUUUAAACGUCUUUUAUCCGAGUUACCUUUGCUGGAACUGUCAGAUGCAUCACAUCCUGCACCCUGGAAGAUUUUUAUGGGGAAACGUCUACCAGACAUCCUGGAGAAAGUGUUGCACGAGUUUUGCCAAGAUGAUGCAGGCGGUGUGUGUGGACGUCCCCGGAGGACCAGAGAAUCUGCUGCUGCGGUCUGUCCCCAGACCUCAACCCAAAGAUGGAGAGGUCCUGAUUAAAGUUCAUGCUACUGCUCUGAACAGGGCAGAUCUACUGCAGAGGCGAGGACUGUACCCACCUCCUCCAGGUGAGAGCGACAUCAUCGGCCUGGAGGUGGCUGGGACCGUGGACACGCUGGGCCCUGGGGUGAAAAGAGGUUGGAGGCCAGAGGACAGGGUCAUGGCCCUGCUCUCUGGAGGAGGAUACGCAGAAUAUGUUGCUGUGCCUGAGGAGCUCCUCAUGCCCAUUCCCCCGAAUCUCAGCCUGUCUCAGGCUGCUGCCAUCCCAGAGGCCUGGCUCACCGCUUUCCAGCUGCUGGCGCUCGUAGCUCAGGUGAAGGAGGGUGAGGUGGUGCUGGCUCAUGCUGGAGGCAGCGGCGUAGGAACGGCUGCCGUUCAGCUGGUCCGUCUGUUCGGCGCCGUGCCCAUCGUCACGGCCGGGAGCGAAGAGAAGCUGAAGAUGGCCGAGACACUGGGAGCCGCAGCCGGGUUCAACUACAAAGAGGAGAACUUCUCACGGGGAGUCCAGGACUUCACAGGAGGCAGGGGAGCAGACGUCAUCCUUGACUGCAUUGGCGGAUGUAACUGGGAGCAAAACGUGAACUGCUUGGCCACGGACGGACGCUGGGUGCUGUACGGCACCAUGGGCGGCAGAGCGGUGGAGGGAGACUUCCUGGGCAAGCUGCUCGCCAAGCGAGGACACCUGCUCAGCAGCCUCCUCCGCUCCCGCAGCCUUCAGUACAAGGCGGACCUGGUCCAAGCCUUUUCUACUCGAGUGAUCCCGCACUUCUCGGACCAGGCUGCUUCCCUGAGGCCAGUGAUCGACAGCACGUUCAACCUGGAGGACAUCGCAGCCGCUCACAGGCACAUGGAGGCCAAUAAGAACAUGGGCAAGAUUAUCAUCAAUGUGAUUCCACAGAAACAGGAAACUCAGAAGCAGUGAUUUUGACAGAAAUGCCAUUGCCCUGAUAUGUAUUCUUGAUUUAUGCCAAACUAUUUUCUUACAAAUAUUAUUGUGAUUUUAUGAUUAAAUAUACAGCAUCCAAAAAUAAAAUAAUCCAAAUAUUUUA